Molecule: messenger RNA, 309 nt
Organism: Cokeromyces recurvatus
Lineage: Eukaryota; Fungi; Mucoromycota; Mucoromycetes; Mucorales; Mucoraceae
Exons: 1
Coding region: 106-270 (54 amino acids)
Source: RefSeq, a predicted model, not a curated record
GAACUUACUCGUAAGAAUAUUAAGUUAUGUUAAAAAGUAUUAUUCUACAUUAAUUGACAUAUACAAAAGUCAGGCCCUUUAUUAUCAUAUCUGAUACCUUUUAUAAUGGAAAAAAAAAAAAGAGCAUAUAUUUGUAUUAUGAAAAUCCUUUAUCAAAAUGUCCUACUGAAACUAAUACUGGUGAUAGUUGGAGACGUAAGAAAAAAAAAUGUUUUGUCUAUGUUAUUCUACUGUAAUCUGAUACAGUUUUACGUUACUCUAGUAUACUGAAAAGCUUCUAAACUCCAAAGAAGUUAUAUUAAAAAAAAA